AUGUCAACUAAUCAGAGCGGUAUGAACUCCACACCUGCUCCUACCGCUGGUGCUGCCAAUCAACCUGUCAGCCCUGCAACUCCAACUGUUGGCAAUACUGCCGGUAUGCCUGCCAAUGCUACCGUGCCCCCUGGUUUUACUCUCGCAAGCCUUGAUGAGGCUGAGCUCCUGGAACUGAAGUACGAUGCACCCAUUCUUGACGCACAAGUGGUGGAUACUGGCCAAACUCAGCUUACUCAGCUUGAGCGGCCCCAUCGUGGCACUCUUCGGGCUUUACUUGGGUAUGCUUACCUUCGUCAAAACGUCCAUCGCGAUCCGAUCACCCCGAUCAAUUGCAUGAACAUUGACGUACAAGCAUUCUUCAAUUAUCAAUGUAGUGGUGACUUUAUAGUUUUUAAUAAUUCUUCUUUCCCACAACCUUUUGUCUCCAAGCCUGAUCAUCGCAAACCUAUUGACUCGUCCCCUGAUACUCUCCUUCCAACACAGAUGGAGACGAACCCAGACAGCCAUCUAGCCACCGUACGCAACAAAUUUGCACCCAAACAUGGGGAGCUACAACGGCCAAUGAGCGAGGAAUCAGACCGCCAAGCUACAGUAGACGUGAUCAGUAAUCAGUAUAGUGAUACUACUAGUCUGACUACUAUUGUUUCUUCCGCUCUACAACCUAGUAUUCGCACAUCUGACGGUGUCAAUAUACUCAAUGGUAGUCGUGCCACACAACUUGUUGGCGCACAAAGCACCAUGAGUAGACCAACACAGAACAAGAGUGACAUUGCAAAUGAUGUCAUAUUCAACUCCAACCUUGAAUGGGACCAAACUCUAUUGGAUCCCAACAUUGACAGGCUGGACGAACAGGGCAAAGAUGAGACUGACGAGUACCCAAUGGAUUUGGAGAAUGGGGAGCAACAGUGUGUGAUGUCUGAUAAGUUGGCUGUCGUACCGGCUACCAAACGUCCACCGCCUACACCUCAACAAGAAGCCAAACAACACGAGUUCAUGUUUUAUGGAGUAAAAUAUAGAUCAUUUAAUAACCAUAAUGUUAUCUAUUCUAUUCAGAAAGCCAACACUCGUAAACAUCUAGCUUUGAUUGAUAAAGGUGCCAACGGUGGCAUUGCUGGAGACGAUGCCCGCAUCAUCAUUGCAAUCAUACGCCAACAAGCCUACAUUGGAAAGGGUCAAUCCAUUCUGUCCAGCGGACAAAUGGAACAUUUCAAGAUUGUUGUGGACGACAAGUCUACCAAAGUUGGUGGUCAACAGCGUUUGACAACACAAGACGGCUCCGUCUUACCACUGGACAUCAGAAGUGGCCUCCCAUAUCUGCGAAUGCAUCCACCAACAGAUCGUGAGCUGAGUAAUCCCAACAUCCCACAUGUCGUGCUCACUUCUGAUACUGAUUGGGACCCAAGUGUAUUGGAUCAUUCGAUCGACAAUAUGAAAGAAUGGGCAAAGUCCGUUCCCGACCAUGAUCCUGAUGAUGGAGAACACCUGUUUGAUCUUGUAGGAGUUCUUAAGAAUAAUGAAGCUGUUACUUCUUUUAAGGAUUCUAAACUAGAUGAAACCAUUGAUUUCUUUGAAAACUUCAAUUCACCAGAAGAUUCACCCAUCCCUGAGUGUUUCGAGGUCUACGAAGCUCGUAAGCCCCCUUCAAUACUGUUCAGCCCAGGACAAUCGGUCAACUACGAUAUCGAGUCAGCUCCUUUGAAAGACAGCUCUUUCAAGGACCUCAUCCUCGAUUCGGACAAACCGACUAGCAGGACACCUCAUGGGGAGAUGGAUCAUUGUGCACCGCCAAGAUCUACUCUAGACGAUGCUGUUGCUUUCUUUACUGACUUUGUACUGGAAGACGACUUGCUCCAACAGUUGCCGGAAGCGAGCAUGGGGAGAGAUGAUGCUACUAGUGCUCUUCCUCCUGUACAUGAGGGGAACAAGUCAGAUAGAGAGCCUGAGCAAACAAUAGAUGAGAUAGCCACUAACGAAUCUAUUUUAGUUUGUACUCUUGGGAUCCUUGAAGCUACUCUAGACUGUACUCUUGACUUCCUUGGGCCACUUGACUUUCAUCUGAUCGAUCGUGGAUUGAGCACCGCUAACAUUCCAAAUGCCACGCUCAUUCACAAGUAUUGUACUGAUCACGACCAAAACGUAUUGGACUCCAUGGCUAUUGGAACUGAAGAAGCCAAGCCGACAUUCAAACAAGUAGAUAGUCAUAAUUGUAAUAGAGCCUUACUCUUUACUACUAUGAACGGACAUUCUGCUUUAGAUUGUGCAAUCGACUUCUUCCAAUCCUUUGCCUGUGCGAAUCCAAUAGAUGGACUCCAUGAAGUCCAUCGUCCACCAACUUCUGAACUAGCUAGACUUGAACGUAGCAUGGAAGACCCUAUCAACCUGGAUCGCACCAGUGCAACUCAAGUCGCACUGCCAGAGCUCGAGAUCUAUCAGUCUCACAAGCAACCCCUAACUCAAGAGGCGCGCUUUGAGCUGGUGUUGUAUCAAUCUCUGAGCUGGUGUUGUAUCAAUCUCACAAGCAACCCUCAACCCAAGAGGCGCGCUUUGAUGAUGAUACUCGAAAGCCUGACAGGAGAAAUGGUCCACUACCUUGCAACAGCUUUGAGCAUGGAUUACAACCAACUGAGGUUGAACUGA
Molecule: messenger RNA, 2640 nt
Organism: Cylindrotheca closterium
Lineage: Eukaryota; Bacillariophyta; Bacillariophyceae; Bacillariales; Bacillariaceae
Source: the annotation of a GenBank genome assembly